Molecule: messenger RNA, 1701 nt
Organism: Saccostrea cuccullata (small rock oyster)
Lineage: Eukaryota; Metazoa; Mollusca; Bivalvia; Ostreida; Ostreidae
Exons: 4
Coding region: 1-1461 (486 amino acids)
Source: RefSeq, a predicted model, not a curated record
AUGAAGUCCAGUUUUCCUUACUGUUACCAUAUUAAUGGUAACAGAAAUGACAAGUACUUCUUGUUCUGGCUGCGGACGAUCAAAACGUAUUGUGAGGAUGGAAACAGCAAAAACCCAAAGGCCAACCCAGUCAUCCUGAUCGCCUCUCAUUCUGACUGCAUACAGUACCAGACAUUAGAAGCAACCGGUUCACAAAUUGAACACAUCCAAUUCUAUGAGGCAUUAGAGAAGUUUUUGUCCGAAGAACACCUAUUGAAAGGUUACGUUUCUCCCGAACGUUUUUUUGAAAUUGAAUGUCCACCACAGAAAAAAUUGAACAAAGAUCAAGCAGAGAUUAUAGAAAAUGUCAGAAAAUGUAUUGUCAAUACGGCAAGAAGUCUUGAGAACUGGGGUGAAAAAAUCCCACUUAAAUGGACAGUGUUUGAGUUGUUUCUUAGGAAAAACAAAGAGAAGAGAAUUCUAAGCAGACAGGAGAUACAAAAUAUUUAUGAAUUUCAAUCAUUACGUGAUAACGAGAAAGAAGACAUGCUCAGAUAUUUUAAAGAGAUAGGAUUGAUUAUAUACUUUGCUGAACAGAAUCUUAAAGAAAAUGUCAUUGUAGAUGUUCAGUGGUUUAGCGAUGCGUUCACAAAUAUUAUAACAGAUCCAACUCAUGCUAGAGUAUCCUUCCAAAGAAGAAAGGAAUGGAAAAUUUUCAUGAACACCGGGAGAAUUACUGACUCAACACUUGUUAAUUUAUGGAAUGAAAAAAUGCCUUUAUAUGUAGAUCAUAAAGGUAUUAUUAUACCGUAUAUGGAAAAACUCGGCAUACUGGCCAUAAUGCACAGACAGGAAGGUGAUGAAGAAAAGAGUGACCUAAAGCUGGCGACAAGCAAAACUGAACCUGAGUACUAUAUCCCUAGCAUAAACAAGACUGAUUUUUUACCGGAACUCGGAGCAAUUAAUGGCAAUGUCAACAAAACCCCUGUUUUAGUAUUUUCUUUCAAAACGUACAUCCCCCAUUUCUUUUUCUUUAGACUUGUAGCUUUAUGCUUCUCUCUGUGGGAACCAUUACGUGAUGACCUACUCUGCAAAAAUGUUGCUUUUUUCAAAGACAAAGGUGGUGACCGAAACAUUGCUAUUGCAGUAAACAAAACGUCUAUUCAGUUGCAAGUGUUUACUCCGGAUAAAGCAAUCCAGCUGACAAAUGACAAAACCAAACAGAUCAGAUCAAAGAUUGAGAGGAUGAUGAAUAAAAUAACAUCUACAUUCCAUCACCGAGUUCUCUAUGAAGCUGGAUACCCGUGUAAGGAAAUAAAUAUCACUGAGGAGGAUGAGGAUUGUUUCUUAAGUGAGAAAACAGUAGCAGAACUGACAACCAACAAAAGAAUUUGCCCUCCUCAUGUACCUCAAACAAAGCAUGAGGGACACAAAAUUGUUCUUGACGAUUUGUUGUAUUAUUGGUACACGGGCACUGAUUAACGUACAAGAAGCGGCUUCCAUUGUUUCACAACAAUCUUAGCAUCUAAAGAAAUCAAGAAAGUGGAUUACUCUGAACAUUUUGCACAGCAACCUAUUAUUUUUCCAUACUUGGUAUUGAAUGAUAGUGCAUGUACAUAUAUUUUAACUGAUGUAGUCACGAAAAGAUGGAGAAAAAAAAUUACCAAGGACUUAACUCUGAUCCUUCGUUGACUUUCUUUUUGAGAAGAUAUGAGAUUGAUA